Messenger RNA from Aspergillus candidus, 1461 nucleotides. RefSeq names its product bZIP transcription factor. Bases 77 to 898 code for a protein of 273 amino acids. Gene Ontology annotation, biological process: regulation of transcription by RNA polymerase II. NCBI's taxonomy places the organism in Eukaryota, Fungi, Ascomycota, Eurotiomycetes, Eurotiales, Aspergillaceae. Gene Ontology annotation, molecular function: RNA polymerase II transcription regulatory region sequence-specific DNA binding; DNA-binding transcription activator activity, RNA polymerase II-specific. Gene Ontology annotation, cellular component: nucleus. The record is from RefSeq and is a predicted model, not a curated record. The transcript has 2 exons.
GAAUAUUAUUGUUUUUUUUUUUUAUUCUGAUUAAAUAAAAAGAAUAAUAUAUCCUGGCCAGGGCGCUGCAGCCAGCAUGUCAGACGAGCACGUUCGUCAGGCAGCCUCAAGCUUCGAUAGGCUUGAGAACUUCAACUUCCUUCUUUCUCGACACGAUCCCGCCGUGGCAAAGAGUCGACAUUAUUCUUUCGACGCCGACUCGGCUGGUCUCGCAUCGCUCCAACAUUUGAACAUGGAUUACGAUCAGACCGAGGGAAUGGGCGGUCUAUCCGUCAGUUCCUACGACAGCAUUGAAGACGACCGCAGCCCCAUCGACGUGCGAGGGUAUCCCUACCAUGCAGGAGACAAGUCAGUGAACUACUCUCUGCCCGAUCAAAUGAUUUCCUAUUCAGCCCACCCCAUCUAUCCUCCUAUCUCUUAUGGAGCUUCCGAUGACCUCGGGCACGGUGCGGGGGCCAUGACCCCCUCGGAUGUCUCCUCGUCGAUAUCCCCGCCCAACGGCCAGAUCGGCAACAACAAGUACAGCACAUCCAUCUCGAGCGACCACAUCGCCUCCGCGCUCGGCCAGGAAGAGGGCGGGCGGGUUGCGGCCGAGGAAGACCGGCGACGUCGGAAUACGGCCGCCAGCGCCCGGUUCCGCAUGAAGAAGAAGCAGCGCGAGCAAGUUCUCGAGCGCACGGUACGAGAGACCACCGAGAAGAACGCCAGUCUCGAGGCCCGGGUGGCUCAACUCGAGAUGGAGAACCGGUGGUUGAAAAACCUCCUGACCGAGAAGCACGAGGCGACCGGCACCCGCAUGGGCCCUCCGUCACAGGAGACGUUGAACCAGAAGAGCAACGGGAGCAACGGGCAAAAACAUAUCCAGCCAAAAAAGAAGGGCGUGGGAACCGAUCACUAGGUAUCAAAAUGAAGUGAUUUUUGGUUCUUGUUUUUGUGAAUAUACGCCUCUUUUCGGGUUCUUGGCUUGUUAGCUUGCUAUACCUGUUUUGUCUUUUUCGUCACGUUGUCUUCAUAUCCUGUCGUCUUUUUUCUGGUUUUCCUUUUUAUAUCCGACCGAUCAUCCACUGGAUGAAGUCACAUGACGAUGUCACGAGUUUCUCUUUUUGUCAUCUGGGAUGCGAGGUUCGAGGGAUAGGGGUAUCUAGUGGAUGGUUCCGUUGCGACAUACGAUUGAACCGCUAGAGGGCAUCGAGUUUAUGGUCAUUUCGGUGGGCGGGGAAUAGCAGCCGGGUCUAUCUAUCUCCCUUUUCGUGUUUGAUUUUGAUUUUGGGUUUGCCCGCCGUCGGAGUAUCAAGGAGGGUUCUGAUCUACUUGCUAGCUACGGGUUUCUUGCCACUUUGUGAUUUUUUUGAUACGUUCUAUUUGCUGGUGUUGGAUUGAUGCGUUUUUGGACUCGCGAACUUGAACAUUGAUUGAUUGACUAUUUGAAUAAAGAGCCAAGAGCCAAGAGCCAACUACGAG